GACGUGAACGCGUGUGAACGGAGUGGAGUUAUUUGUAUUAUAGAAGAGAGGGAGGGCGGCAGCAGCAGCAGUAGCAGUAGCAGCAAUCGUUUCAGCGGAGGGGGUGUGUGUUUGUGGGCCAACGAGCUCUGUUGCGAGUGUGUGUAUGUGUGUGCGCAAGCAAGCGAGCAAAGCUGGCGGAGUUCAACAUGGCAUCCGGCGAAACGCUGUACAUAGAGACAGACGGGUCGGAGAUGCCGGCUGAAAUAGUGGAGCUGCACGAAAUCGAGGUGGAGACGAUUCCUGUGGAGACUAUCGAGACGACGGUGGUCGGCGGCGACGACGAUGACGAUCACCAGCCCAUGAUCGCGCUGCAGCCUCUCGUAACAGACGAUCCGAGCCAGGUCCACCACCACCAGGAGGUAAUUCUGGUGCAGACCCGAGAGGAGGUCGUCGGUGGGGACGAAUCGGACCUCCGGGCCGACGACGGGUUCGAGGAUCAGAUCCUCAUCCCCGUCCCCGCUCCCGGCGCAGAAGAGGAGUACAUCGGGCAGACUCUGGUUACGGUGGCGGGGAAAAGCUCCGUGGGGCGGAUGAAGAAGGGGACAGGCAGCGGCAAGAAAGCAGGCAAAAAGAGCUACUUAAGCGCCACCGAGGCCACCGGGAGAAAAUGGGAGCAAAAGCAGGUGCAAAUAAAGACGCUGGAAGGCGAGUUCUCCGUUACGAUGUGGGCGUCAGAUGACAAAAAGGACAUUGACCAUGAAACUGUGGUGGAGGAACAGAUUAUUGGAGAGAAUUCUCCUCCAGACUACUCUGAAUACAUGACUGGAAAGAAGCUCCCUCCUGGUGGCAUUCCGGGAAUCGACCUCUCAGACCCCAAACAGCUCGCAGAGUUUGCCAGAAUGAAGCCACGUAAGAUCAAAGAGGAUGAUGCACCCAGGACGAUAGCCUGCCCCCACAAAGGAUGCACUAAGAUGUUCAGGGAUAACUCUGCAAUGAGGAAGCACCUACACACUCACGGACCACGGGUUCACGUGUGUGCCGAGUGUGGUAAAGCCUUCGUGGAGAGCUCCAAGCUAAAGCGCCACCAACUUGUUCACACUGGAGAAAAGCCUUUCCAGUGCACUUUUGAGGGCUGUGGAAAACGCUUCUCGCUGGACUUUAACCUACGCACACAUGUGCGGAUUCACACCGGAGACCGCCCGUACGUCUGCCCAUUCGAUGGCUGCAAUAAAAAGUUUGCUCAGUCCACCAACCUCAAAUCGCAUAUUCUAACACAUGCGAAAGCCAAAAACAACCAAUGAGCACCUCCGUUUCGUUUUCCCCUUUUACACCUGAACCCAGCCUCAACGCUACAGCAUCUUAACACUGGAGGUUUGAACUGUGCUCUUCUGUAGUUCUCCCAAGGAGCAGGGGCAAAAAAAAAAAGACCUCAAGGUCUUGGGAUAAAUUAUGGCCAUUGUAAAAGACACAAAAGCUAAACAUUGGGAACCCCUCUGUCCUCAAAUCAGCCUGCUAACCUUGUGGCCCUUGCUGCGGAGCAGAGCAGAGCUGCGUCCGACCCGGCUGUCCACAGAUGGCACGUUGCAGCCGGAUGAAUGAUCGAACUCAUGGACACUCAUAGACAUUGCUUUUUACCACAAAGAUGAACGAGAACAUUCGGACAGUUUGCUCCACUUCUUUUCACUUUUACUUAAAUCUCACCAGUCCGCAUAGAUUAGCUUUUAAUUUUGUAUUUCUCCAAGUGUGCAUAUUGUACACUUAUUUUUGGGAUAUGCUUAGUAAUGCAACCUUGUGAUCAUUCUUUAUCCCUAAGGAUUUAAGGUUUUGCUUAGGACAUGUUCUUCUUGGAAGGGUAAGACAAUACUUCAGAAGUUACUGUAAGACAAUACUUCAAAAGUAUUUUAUGUAAAAAGUUAUCUUUUUCUGUUUCUUUUUUUUCUUCUUCUUUAUUUGGUUGUAAUCUAACCACUGAAUAAUCUUGUAUACGUGUAUCGUAUGGCUGUAUGGAGAUCAUGUAGAAAUGGACGACAGCGUGAUUUCAAGUGUUUACUGCUUUGAAGCGUUUAGUCAUCAGUUAAUUUCUCUUUUGUCACAUUUGUCUCACUUGGCAAAGAACAUUCAUUCACUUUUAAACCCAUCUCACAAUAAACCACAGUGUGAUCUAUCUUUUUUUUUCUUUGUUUAGAAUGUAUUGUAAAGGCCUAAACCAUGAAAUAUUCUUUGUUAAUAUUUACAUUUCCAUGUAUUUCAGUGAGCUGCAAUUAAAAAAAAAAGGAGAAAAACUCAAAA
Colossoma macropomum (tambaqui) is the source of this 2271-nucleotide messenger RNA. It is a transcript of the gene yy1b, whose product is annotated as YY1 transcription factor b. Bases 189 to 1283 code for a protein of 364 amino acids. Gene Ontology annotation, biological process: regulation of transcription by RNA polymerase II. Gene Ontology annotation, cellular component: transcription regulator complex; PcG protein complex. Lineage: Eukaryota; Metazoa; Chordata; Actinopteri; Characiformes; Serrasalmidae. The transcript has 5 exons. Gene Ontology annotation, molecular function: RNA polymerase II cis-regulatory region sequence-specific DNA binding; DNA-binding transcription factor activity, RNA polymerase II-specific. The record is from RefSeq and is a predicted model, not a curated record.